AUGGCUGGCCCCAAAGACAUGGCGGCGACGCAGUUCGCGAACUUUCGCCGUGAAUUCUUCAAUGACGAGGCCUGCCUGGAAGUGGUGCGCUUUGUCUCGGGUGGCGCGGGGCAACGCCUCCUCUCUAAGCUCAAAAGCAAUGCGCAUCGCGCGGAUGUCUUCCGCCAUGUAGAGCACUGGCUACGUGGAGGUUUUUACCUCGACAUCAAGACGGCAUUCUUGAUCACGCCGCUUGAGCUUCACUCUUCCAUCGUGGCAGAGUGGAAGCAGCAGCCGCUCCUCACAGAGCUGGCUUCCAAAGCCUAUGGGUGGGAUGCUGAUGCGUUGCGGGUCAAUGGCCCGCCUGACUACUUCCUCACGGCUAUCGGUCACAAAAAGGACCAUAUCUUCCAGGGCAUUCUUCUGGGACGUCAUCAGCAUCCUCUCCUCACGGCGGCUUUGCGCCAUGCGUUCCAGCACAAAUUUGUGGACGCGCAGGGUACUAUCAAUGAGACCUACCUCUUCUUCUGCAUUGCACUCUUUGACAUUAUACGUCAGGAUCUACUCAAUGACCAGGCUCUGCAUCCGGGCAUACAAGGCCGAAGCUUGGCCCCUGGCUGGCAUCUCACCCAAACUAUGGGCCCCAUCUAUUUGCUGCAGGAGGUCCUGGAGAAGGCUUUGAAGCACAUACAGGGUGCUCCUCCCAAUGAGGGUCAUGGCUUCCGCACAGCUACCAAUCGGCUUGUCGCACUGACAAGAUGCUGGGGUUGGAACAAAGGCUGGAAGGCGGACCCGGCUUCUACCAGAGCCAACAAUGAUGCCAUGCUUCGCGGACUUCCAGCUGCUCUUCAUGAAGCUCAGGAAGCGGGCAACGCCAAAGAUCAGCGAGGCAACGCCUCCCCGGCCCGGGUGCCCACCGACACAACCAUCCAGGCGCAUGUCCUUGAGGCCCUCGAAACCAAUCUCCUUGAAAAGAUCGAGCAGCUCAUUGACGCGUGGCCCCAGUACUACGGCGAGCUCUCCAAACAACAGGUACAGGAGCUCAUCCCGAGGGGCUUGAGCAUUGGCACCUCAGAACAUGGUGACACCCUGUGCUGUGCCUUCUGUCGGAGCAGGUCAGGCGGAUCUACCAUGUUCCACACCUCCAAUGGUCUGCUGAUGCACUUCAUGAAAACUCGUGGCGGAGGCGCAACAUGGCAUCAUGCGGGGCAGGAAGCGUAUAACAGAGCAGCGGAUCAGCGCUCCGGCUCGGCGGCGUCCUCCUCUUCGAUCCCGGGCGGCCAGAGGCCCAAUGAGCCUGCCUCCCCUCCGCCCAAUGCGGCACCGCGGCCAGCCAUCCUGGAUGCACCACAUCGCCCGGAAGCUCCUCCUCCGGAGCCAGAAGAGUCCACUCCCACUAUGGAAGAACUUUGGGUGGUGGCUGUGGCGGAUCUCCAGUCCUUGACGGCUCCGGAAGUGGUGGGAGUCCUCCAGCCUCAGGAGUUCACAGCGAUAUGGAACGCGCGUCUCCAAGCGCUGGCGAAGUUACCCAGGGUUCUCUCCGGCCUUCGCACGGUCUACCAGCGAUCUGAUGAUGGCAGCAGGGACCUUAGCUGGCGCUCCGUGAUCACAGGCAAACUUGUCGUCCAUCGCUCGGGCCACCUGACGAUGGUCACAGUGGACAGGUCUGGCAACGAGUGUGUUCAUCCCAAGCUCACAACCUGGCUUGGUGGUCUUCAGGCCAUCAUCAAGAAUGGUGUCCCCUAUGCCCUAUUCGAAGGAAAGCACGUGGCCACCCAGGAUGACUUUCGCCUCUUUGCCACUACUUUGCAGACCAUCUACGAGGCGGCGACGAAGAAGGCACAUCAACCUUCUCAUGUGAACAUACUUCAGGCCACCAGCGAUCGACACCCUACCAUCAAGAUUACCCACGGUCAGGCCCUGGAUAGCAAGGUGUCUGUAAUCCAGCGAGCCACAGGACAACAACUCCGCAGCCGCCGGGAUAGGCAGGCUGAACACAGAGAGAACAAGGAGUACCGACGCUCUGACCCCUAUGCCCUAUGGGCAACGUCCUGCGUCCCUGCAUCGCGCGCUGCCUUACGGCUGGCUGGCCUGGUUCUUAUGCCUAUGGACAUCCGAACUUCCUCUAGCGGCAUGCUCCAGACCCGGGACUUUCCGCCGGACUUGUACGUCGUGGCACUCGAGGAAUACCUCUUGCUACAGGCCAUGCAAGCGCUGGCUGCUCGGCCGCCGCUUCGGUCAAUCCCGGCAGAGGCGGGGAUGCUCUCUUACAAUGACCUACUACAUCUGGCCUCGCAGAUCUUCUGUCAAGAACGGAUGCAGGAGUUGUUACGCUACACGGCCUGCCUACAGCCAUGCCUUCUCCGCAGUCUUGACACGCACAUGCCCUUCCCCUACAGGGAGCUGGACGAGCAGGCCCCACGUGCUGAGGUCCUAGCCUGGCAUCUACUACAGGAUGCUCAAUCACCGCUCUGGUGUGCGGUGCGUACAGCUGUCCGUGCCCUCGCAUGGCGCCCUGGCCGCCAGCACUUUUCCGAUGGCAACGCCAAUAAUGUCACCUUUGGUGCCUUUGCUCGCGGGCCUCAUGUCGGUCUCUGCGCUCACACGGUUCGGCAUGGCUCUUUCUGUCGCUUGCUCAAUCGAUUGAUCGAGCACAUUUGCCCGGACCAUAUAUGGAGCACUUUCUCCUUGAACUACAACGUUCGCACGCCUCCACAUCGUGACCAGACCAACUCCAAGACGGGCACGUUGCUGCUCAGCCUCUCUCACCAUGACGAGGGAUCUGUUUGGGUGGAAUCCUACCAUGGCACUGAUUAUGAAGAAACUCAGUUUGGUCUAUUGAGAGGACGCCCCUUUGGCCUCGCCUUUCAGGCGCUCAUUUUCCCGGCUCACAACCAUGUUCAUUGUACAAGAGGUUGGAGUCUAACAGAUCGCGUCACCCUAGCGGCUUACUGUAUUUCUAACCGUGGUCGUGUGUCGGGUGAGCUUAAGGCCACUCUGAGUGAUCUUGGCUUUCAUCUUCAGUAG
Molecule: messenger RNA, 3006 nt
Organism: Symbiodinium sp. CCMP2592
Lineage: Eukaryota; Dinophyceae; Suessiales; Symbiodiniaceae
Source: the annotation of a GenBank genome assembly